This is a messenger RNA of Symbiodinium sp. CCMP2456, 378 nucleotides long. Lineage: Eukaryota; Dinophyceae; Suessiales; Symbiodiniaceae. The record is from the annotation of a GenBank genome assembly.
GUCAGCAGCUUGGUAAGCUCUGCCGGACCUCUCCUACAACUCGACAUGAUAGAUCGGCCCGUCCGCAAGCAGAGCAUCGUUCAGAUUCUGCAAGCUUCACUGGAAGGCGCCGACAUCUUUGCCCACCAGACGGAUCGGGACGUCGCAGCCGAGUGGAUUCGAUGCUGUGUCUCUGCUACCGUGGUGACAUCCUACAACAGCAGGGUCUACCGGAUCAAGCAGGUGCACUUUGACAAGGAUCCUUCGCACACGUUCAUGAUGUACCAGCGUGACCAGAAGGAGCACAUGGAGAUUAGCUUCGCGAAGUACUACGAGGCCUUUUAUCACAAGACGAUCGCGAACAAGUACCAGCCACUGCUUGAAGCCUAUCCGGAGAAG